Messenger RNA from Amphibalanus amphitrite, 1243 nucleotides. Its product is annotated as ring-infected erythrocyte surface antigen-like. The transcript has 3 exons. NCBI's taxonomy places the organism in Eukaryota, Metazoa, Arthropoda, Thecostraca, Balanomorpha, Balanidae. The record is from RefSeq and is a predicted model, not a curated record. Bases 33 to 512 code for a protein of 159 amino acids.
CGAGCAGCCAGCGUUUCCGUGCCGACGCCAGGAUGCUCUUGACACGCGGUCUCUGGGUGCUGCUGCUGACAGCGGUGUGUUCUGGCCGCCGAAUUCAUCGGCCGAGCCAUGGCUCACAGCAGGUGCUUCUGAUCGACCUGCCCGACGAGCGCGGGGUCGACUCGGCAAAGACAGUGGAGGGCCUGUCUCAGCCCGCCGCUGACGGCAGGGAUAGGUCCCAGGACCACACGGCGGAGACGGCAGAGACGGAGCUAGCGGUAGAAGAAGAGGAAACAGAAGGGGCGGCGGGAAGGACGGAGGAAGGUGGAGAGGUGUCGGCAGUGGAAGAGACAGUGGAAGAAAUGAAGGAAGAAACAGUUGAAGAAACGGACGAGGAAACAGUAGAGGAAGUGGAUGAAGAGACAGAGGAAGUGGAGCACAAAGUGGAACAACGGCCACCCCGAAUCGUCAAAAGGCAAUGUUACGGCUGCGCCGAGGUUGUCUGCUCAUGUCCCAACUGCGACCGGAGGUAAAAGUCCAUCGGGGUCGGCGCUGCAUUGAAGCCAUUGUGAAGUUGAGAUCGCAACCUUCAGCAGCUAACGGGUGGGUCGUAUGCCGUGAAUACCUUUAUGAAAGAUAGCGUGUAAUGUGUCUAUAAAUUGAAAUGUCGAAGCCUUGUUAAGUGAUACUUGCGAAGCCGCCACUACCUACCAGCAAUACAUGUGAUAAAUGAGCGUAGAAAGUUCCCGCUUACAUCUCGUAUGUACAGCACGAUGGUGAAGAGUGACGAUUAGGGGAAAUGCUGCACCCUUACAUGCUACACAUUGCUACACAUUUACAUAGUUAUAAAUGUACUUUCAGUAUGCGGUACUUGCAGAAACGGCCAAUACAUACCUACAGUAUUUCGACUGUACCGCAAGACGCGGCUGUUCCAGGGCGCCUGUAGUCAGACUGCACCGCAAGACACUGUAUAAACUGGAAGCCUGUUGUAAUGCCGCACCAAAACGCGGUAUUUCGUGCACGUGUGUUGUGUGGAGGGGGGAGGGGGAGAUAGAAGGCAGGGCAUUAUUUAUGCAGACCAUUUUAGUGCCGUGCAAUGAUGAGAGACUGAUUAGACUGAGUCGAUUUCGACCACCAGUUGGUUGUCACAGCGGCUGAUCAUAUGCGAUUGAAACGACAGUAUCCAGUGUGAGAGUCCUCCCACUUGCCAAAAUGGUCACCGGUUGAGCAUGUUCUUACUGAAUAGACCUCACCGGCUGUCUCG